Molecule: messenger RNA, 4910 nt
Organism: Erinaceus europaeus (western European hedgehog)
Lineage: Eukaryota; Metazoa; Chordata; Mammalia; Eulipotyphla; Erinaceidae
Gene: SENP7
Product: SUMO specific peptidase 7
Exons: 24
Coding region: 102-3224 (1040 amino acids)
Biological process (GO): protein desumoylation
Cellular component (GO): cytoplasm; nucleus
Molecular function (GO): SUMO-specific endopeptidase activity
Source: RefSeq, a predicted model, not a curated record
UGCCUUUUUUUUUCUCCCUUCCCCCUCCCCCCUCCCCCUCCCUUAAGCCUGAGGGGUCCUGAGGUGACUGCGAUUGCUAACCGCGACUCCAGCACGAGAAGAUGGACAGGGGGAAAGCUGGACGGCGGCGAUGUUCCUCCGAAAUUGUCACAGAAGGAAAAAGGAAAAAACCUCCAUCUUCUGAGUUACAUAAGAGAAGAAAGAUGUUAAAUCCAAAAUCAGAGGAUGUUCAUGUUCAGUCACCCAAACUCAGAAGCUCAGAACGCUGGAAUCCUUUGCAGUGGAAAAGAAGUCUAAGAAAUAAGGUUCCGUCUUUAGACCAUAAAAGUAAAAAAGGUGUCCGUGGGUGUCCUGUGAAUUCUAGGACAUCACCAGAAAGGCAACUCAAAGUUAUGUUGACGAAUGUCCUAUGGACGGAUUUAGGACGAAAAUUCAGAAAGACCCUACCUAGAAACGAUGCUAAUUUAUGUGACGCCAACAAAGUGCACUCAGACUCAUUGCCUUCGACAACUGUUGACAGCCUAGAGACAUUUCACAAAUUAGAACCUCUUCACCAAAGCCUUAAUUUAUCCAAAAGGAUACCCAGAGUUAUGUUGACGAAUAUCCUGGGAACGGAGCUAGGAAGAAAAUACAUACCGACUUCACCUAUAAUUCAGGCCAGUUUGGGUGAUACAGACAACCUGAAACCAGAGCAGCUUUCUGUACCUGAUGGCAGCCUAGAAUCUUGUCAAAAUAUUAAUUCUUCCAAGAUCUCAUUUUUAACUAAAAGGGUCUCACAACCAAGUAAAACAGUAGAUACUAAUUAUGCAAAUCAGGUACAUACUAAAGAAAAGCGAAGAGAUGAUGCCAUUUCUCAUGUAGUGUCUGAAUUUCAAUCUAAAGAUCUUAAUAAUAGAAGUACAGGUAGUGAUUAUCCUGAAGAGGUGAACAGAAGAAACAAGGACAAUAGAAAUUCUGAUUCUAAAAUGGAACCCAUUGUGAUUUCCAGGAAAAGACCUUUGAAAAGGCUUCAAAAUAAUUUACCUGAUUCUCAUUCAACUUCUUUGUAUGAAUCUGCAGAACAAACAAAAGAUCAACAGAAUGACACUACAGAAUCUGCUGAUUUUGAAAUACCAAGUGAAAAUUAUCAAGACCCAAAGCUGCUUGAAGAAACCACACCUGAACCUGUAGAAAGUGAUUUCACUAAACUGUCACCAUUUAAUAAUGAGACACUGACUUUGAGUGUUGAUCCCAGAAGCACACCUGACUGUUCAACCACUGAAAUUUUUGAGAAUUCUGUUUCCAUCGAAACUGUUAGGAAAUCUGCUCUGGUUACGAAGGAUGAAAAUGAGUUGGACACAGUAGAAAAGCCGAUUUUAAGUGAACACAGUGAAGGAAAUGAGUUGUCGGUUUCUGCUGAACCAAUUGUGGUUUCCAGUGAUGAAGAAGGGCCGGUUGAACAUAAAAUUCCAGAAAUUCUUAAAAUACAAAUUGGACAUGACCAUGUCAUCACUAAUGAAAAUGAGAACACUUCUGAAUUGUCAGAACUGUCCUCGAUGACAUGUGAAUCUAUACAGGUUUCAACUGAAUUAUGUCCAUAUAACCCUGUCAUGGAAAAUAUUUCCCGUAUAACACCUAACAACGAGAUGGAUUUACAAUUGGAUUUUAUGUUUACUUCUGUUUAUAUUGGUAAAAUAAAAGGAACUUCUAAAGGUUAUGUUACAUUCACAACAAAGUAUAUUAAGAUCCCAUUUCAAGUGUCCCUGAAUGAAGUUUCAUUGCUUGUAGAUACAGCACAUUUAAAAAGAUUUGGAUUAUGGAGAAGUAACAGUGAUGAUCCCAGUAAAAAGAGUCAUGCUAUCCUUUUCCUCUGGGUUUCUUCAGAUUAUCUUCAAGACAUUCAGAUUCAGUUAGAAAACUCUCUAUUAAGCCAACAAUCAAAAUCCAGUGAGUUCAUUUUCCUUGAAAUUCACUAUCCUUUUUCACAAAGUGAAGAAUUCAAGUUGAAAGAUAUUAUGACAGAAAUAAGUUCAAUCAAUGGAGAUACAGAGCUUUCAUAUCCCUUGUCUUGGGUUCAGGCAAUUCCUUUAUUUCAGAAUAUUUCUUCCAAAGAAAGUUCUUUUGUUCAUUAUUACUGUUUUUCAACUUGUUCUUACCCUGCUACUGCUGAAGAAGAAAUGAAGAUGAAACUAGCACCUCAGUCUUCAAGUAUAGAUGUAGCCAAGCCGACUUAUACCUUCCUUCAGAAACAAAGCAGUGGUUGCUAUUCACUUUCUAUUACAUCUAGUCCCGAUGAAGAAUGGCAAGAAGUGAGGCACAGUGGAUCUGUUCAGAAGUUGAUUGUAUAUCCUCCGCCACCUACUAAAGGGGGACUAGGAGUAACUAGUGAAGAUCUGGAGUGCUUAGAAGAAGGAGAAUUUCUUAAUGAUGUGAUCAUUGACUUCUACCUUAAGUAUCUUAUAUUGGAGAAGGCAUCAGAUGAACUUGUUGAACGUAGUCACAUUUUUAGUAGUUUUUUCUAUAAAUGUUUGACGAGAAAGGAAAAUAAUUUAACAGAAGAUAAUCCAAGUCUUUCAAUGGCACAGAGAAGACAUAAAAGAGUAAGAACAUGGACUCGUCAUAUCAACAUCUUCAAUAAAGAUUAUAUUUUUGUGCCUGUAAAUGAGUCGUCUCACUGGUAUCUUGCAGUCAUUUGCUUUCCAUGGUUAGAAGAAGCUGUGUAUGAAGAUUUUCCACAAACUAUAUCCCAGCACACCCAGACUCAGCAGUCCCAACAUGACAACAAAGUGAUAGAUAAUGACCUACAUAAUACUUCAUCACUAUCCCUGAGUACAGAGGAGUCCCAAAGUACUGAGAUGAAUAUGUCAGUACCAAAGAAAAUGUGUAAAAGGCCAUGUAUUCUCAUACUAGACUCCUUGAAAGCUGCCUCUAUACAAAACACAGUACAGAAUUUACGAGAGUAUUUAGAAGUUGAGUGGGAAGUAAAACGAAAAACUCAUCGUGAAUUCAGUAAAACAAAUAUGGUGGACCUAUGCCCUAAAGUUCCUAAACAAGAUAAUAGCAGUGAUUGUGGAGUAUAUUUACUUCAAUAUGUGGAAAGCUUCUUUAAGGAUCCUAUUGUUAACUUUGAACUCCCAAUUCAUUUGGAGAAAUGGUUUCCUCGUCACGUCAUAAAGACCAAACGGGAAGACAUUCGGGAACUCAUUUUGAAACUUCACUUACAGCAACAGAAGAUGCAGCAGUAGCUAGUUAAUCUGUACAAAUAUGGCACAGAUGUUCUAUACGAUUACUGGAAAGCUGCUUACCAGCAUUUGUGUUAGCAGGCUCACAGAGAAGAAAAUAGCCUGCAGUCCUUUUAUAAGUCAUUGCUAUUUCAGAUAUGUAAGAUAAUAUUAUUAGAAUUGUUGGCGUCUCUUAAAUGGAAUGGAAAUGAGGUUGACACAAAUUUACUAGAUAGAAAUUAAAAUUUCAUAAAUAUUUGAUAUUUUUCUGAUAAAUAUGCUUGGAUUAUGCAAUACCAUAUGUAAUGUGGGAAUGUUUUGUAGAUAAUAAAAAUACGUGAUCUGUACUUCCACAUAACUGGGAGUUGAGGGAGUUAGGUCCUCCCUGGUGCCAGCCCCAGUGCUUGUCAAAUUUGUUGACAAGUCACAUUAUAAUGUAAUUCUAUUCUUUGCAGCUCAAGCAUGCAGUAUGAAUACUGUGUAUUUUUUUUUUAAAUAAUUUAGUAUUAAGGCUUCAGAAAAUGCCAUUUACGGCAUUCCUUCUGUAUAGUGUAAAAGAAACCAUCAUGUUAGGAAGAUGACAAAGAUUCAUUCUUUCAAAACAUAGCUUACUUUUGUCAGUUGCUAAAUGAAAUUAUUGCUCUGUCCUUAUUGUUUCUCCCCCAUUUCUUUUACUGUCAUAUCAUGAGAUAAUAGUGUUUCAUUCUGGGUGGAAUUUGGAACAAAAAAGUUAACUGUCUAAAGUAUGUUUCUUUUAAAAAAAAUUACAUAUAUAGCUCAUCGUAGUUUAUUUGCAGUAUAUAUGCACAUACAUAUUUAUAUAUAUACCAACUUUCGCGUUGUCCAGAAUAUAUGUACACAGUUUGUAUAAGUAUAGAUGAUAAAAUUGUCAUCCUUAUGAUUUUAAUUAAAGAUACAGUCAAAGUCAUAUUUAUUAAUUGUUGUAACUAAACAUAUAAUUUUGUAGCUCUGUUUAUCCAAUAUUCAUCAACAAGAAAACAAUUUGCUCUCAUUGUUUUUAUAUAUUUUUAAAUUGUAGGGUGAUCUAUGAUCCCCAUGGAGCUUAAUAUUUUCUGAAAUGUUCAGGUAACAGUUCUGAAUCUAUGUGAUGGUAGUGAUAUUAUUUAUGACUAAACAUUUCACAACCUUUUAAUAUUAUUAGGAAUAAUUUGAGGGGAUGAUUAUAUAUUCUUGGAUAAGAAAAAUGUUAAUAUCUUACAUAUUUUAAAAGAUAUUUUAGAUUUUCUGUUUUAAACAUCUCAGAUUUAUAUUGUAACUGUAUAUACAGCAGUGAAACAAGGACAAUUUAAGAUUAAACUAAAGGUUGAGAUAAUUUAUUUCAAAAUCAUGUGAAUCAAGAGUGUUAGCUAAGCUUCAGUAUCCUUAGGGUUUUCUUAAUCUUGUCACUAUCUUUUAUCUUGUUAGAUAUUUUAAUUAUUUGGGUAUUUCCUAUAAAGAUGGCUAUAAUUAAAUGUUUAAUUCCAGUUUGUGUUUAUGGGGGGACUUUUGACGUUACUGUUAAUUUUGUGUAUGUAAUUUUGGGAAAUCAGAUAUAUAAUAUAUCUUGUAACAUUUUUAACUUUUUGUUUGUUUUUUUUUCAAUGUUACCAUUGUCCUUCAUCAUGUUUGAAAUUUGCUUAAAAUUCAUUUUCCUAAAUUCAUGUAGAAAUAAUGCAUUGAGAUUUUUAUAUUAAACAUGUUCCCAGUUCA